UGUCUUACUCAUGAUAGUCGAGUUUCAUUUGUAAAUUUCAGUGCAGAGCAACCGAUUCUCUUGACUCGGGACUCGGACAGUCUUUAGUGUUCAGUCUUGUAUCAUAGUGCGUGUGUCUCUAAUGUGACGACGUGUGUCGUGUGCCAAAUAUAUUGAUAUAUAAUAUAUUUUAAUCUUACUAUAUUAUACCACAAAAUUUAAUAAAUUAUUUUAGUUCGCAUCGCGCCGUUGUAUCGGACAGUUGCGAUUUUGAUUGUUAUUUUAAAUAAGUUAUUUUAUUAAUUUUUUAUUCUGUUUAAAAUGGAUGUUGACAAAAGUAUAAUUAAUUGUGCAGAUGGUACUGUGGAUAAUAUUGUUAAUUGUCUUGUGAUAAAAAAAAGAGGUAGAAAACAACAACUCUAUCGAUGCGAUGAAUGUCUUUAUUCAAGUAAAAGAAAUUUUAAUGUGCAGCGUCAUAAAAUAAGAAUUCACACGGAAAAAAUUAAUAAAAAGUGUUGUGGUAAAAGAUUCCGAACCAAAGCUGACUGGUACUAUCAUGUGGAAGACUUCCACCCAGGAUUACGGGAAAAUUCAUACGUAUCAAAGAAAAAAUAUCAAAUACUCGGCUCAAAAGCACCUGAAGUACGUACUAAUCAUCAGUUUAAUUACUCAUGCCGAUUCUACGCCUCAGAAACGCAGACGCAGGUAAAAAAAUUCUACAAAUCGUCAAAGAGAACAUCACUUCGUAUUAAAAAUAAAUUGGAACGUAAAUGUGCGUUAAUGGUACGUGAAUUUAACGACACUGGUUCAAUGGAUUAUGAUUUAGAUGACAUGCCGCUUUAUUAUCGCAAGAAAUAUCCUCAAUUACGAUAUCGAUCUCCAGUCCAUUAUCAAUUGCCGGUGCCAGAAACCGACCAACAAAGUCAAUUAAAUACUCAGAUGGAAAUUGAUUUUUCAUCAGAUUUUACUAAUGAUAUUAAGUACUCUGACGCUAGUUUCGGUUCAAGUUCUGAUAAAUUUAACAAUUACAGCGAUUUCACCAAUAAUAACCGUACUAACGAUGAUAAUAAUAAUAACAAUAACAAUUAUUAUUACUAUGAUAGUAAUAAUAAUUAUUAUAAUAAAGAAAUAUUAGGAAGUGGUGAUGAUUCUGGAUUCAAUGAAAGUUUUAUUGUACCGGAAGUUCAUCAUGAAGAAAUAAUUGAACAUUCUGUUGAAGAAGAAGCUCACAAAUUCAUUGAAGAAGAUAAAAUCGAUGAUAAUUAUUAUGAUGAGUGUAAAAUUCAUUCAGUGAUGCAAAAAUCCGAAUCAAUGGUUUCUAAAAUUGAUGAUGAUAAGAUGGCUAAUUUAAAUAUUUUGCCUCCCAAAAAACGUAUUCUGCGUCAAUGGGAGACAAAUGUAAUUUCAACAAGUGUUCGUCAACUAAAACCAAAGCUCAAGAAUAUUAAAAAAUCAUCGAUUGUCGGUAAAAAUAAUGAGGAAAAUAAUAAAGAGAACGGGGAUAAAGGAUUUAAAAUAGUAGUUCGUCGUGAGAUGUCAAUAUGGGAAGAAAAAGAAUGUAACAAAGAAAAUGAAGGGGGUUGCAAAGUUGUGAUAAUGGAAGAAAAGUCACGUGAAGUAUAUUGGAACGCUGAGGAACGCCAUCGAGCUUUUUUGAAUUCUUUCGAUUUCGAUAGAUUUAAAAUACUAUAAUAUUUAUUUUUUUAAAACUAUUCAAUUAACAAUUAUUGUCACUGUCUUUUUAUUGAUAAAAACAUUUUCUCUUUAUUGUUUUUAAUUAAUUUGCUUUUUCUACAUAAUUAACUGAUGUACAAAAGUACGUUUCAAUGAACGGAACUAAACUCAUAAUUAAUUUUCACUUUUAAUUUUUUUUUAUUUUACACUUUUACACAAAUUUGGAUGCUUCAAACUAUUUUUUUUAAAUUUCUAAUCACUUGACAUAAAAAAUUAUUUUUUUUUUUCUUUUCAUUCAACAACAAAUGCACGUACAAAUGCUCAAUCAUUGUAAUUGAAAAU
This is a messenger RNA of Microplitis mediator, 1995 nucleotides long. Its product is annotated as myb-like protein W. The transcript has 3 exons. The record is from RefSeq and is a predicted model, not a curated record. Bases 301 to 1671 code for a protein of 456 amino acids. NCBI's taxonomy places the organism in Eukaryota, Metazoa, Arthropoda, Insecta, Hymenoptera, Braconidae.